CAUCUCCAGGGCCCCCGAGCGUUGGCUGAGGACCGGAGCCAGCCAGUGAGCGGAGCUUGGGAGAGGGAGGAGCACAUCUUGAUGCAGAGAUGCUGCAGUGGCUCCGGGCGCGCUCACACACACGCGCCCUCACCCGCCACCGCCGCCGCGGCCGCCGCCGCACCCGGACAGCGAGUGGCUGAGGCCGCCAGGGCCCAGAGGAGGGCGGCCCAGGGGCUGGCGGCCCGGCCGGCCCUGGCUCACCGACUCGGGCAGCGUCCACCUGCCCCAGCCAACACCCUUCUCUCGCCCCAGGUCCUUCUCAGCCUCCAGCUGGGCUGUCCCCAAGCUGAGCUGAGGCCCUUCUCCUCCGAUCCCCACCUCUGCCCGGACAUCCACCAUGGGGACAGCCACCAGGAGGAAGCCACACCUGCUGCUGGUAGCUGCUGUGGCCCUUGUCUCCUCUUCAGCUUGGAGUUCAGCCCUGGGAUCCCCAACCACCUUUGGGCCUGUCUUUGAAGACCAACCCCUCAGUGUGCUAUUCCCAGAGGAGUCCACGGAGGAGCAGGUGUUGCUGGCAUGCCGUGCCCGGGCCAGCCCUCCAGCCACCUAUCGGUGGAAGAUGAAUGGCACCGAGAUGAAGCUGGAGCCAGGUUCCCGUCACCAGCUAGUGGGGGGCAACCUGGUCAUCAUGAACCCCACCAAGGCACAGGAUGCCGGGGUCUACCAGUGCCUGGCCUCCAACCCAGUGGGCACCGUUGUCAGCAGGGAGGCCAUCCUCCGCUUCGGCUUUCUGCAGGAAUUCUCCAAGGAGGAGCGAGACCCAGUGAAAACUCAUGAAGGCUGGGGGGUGAUGUUGCCCUGUAACCCACCUGCCCACUACCCAGGCUUGUCCUACCGCUGGCUCCUCAACGAGUUCCCCAACUUCAUCCCGACGGACGGGCGUCACUUCGUGUCCCAGACCACAGGGAAUCUGUACAUUGCCCGAACCAAUGCCUCAGACCUGGGCAACUACUCCUGUUUGGCCACCAGCCACAUGGACUUCUCCACCAAGAGCGUCUUCAGCAAAUUUGCUCAGCUCAACCUGGCUGCUGAAGAUACCCGGCUCUUUGCACCCAGCAUCAAGGCCCGGUUCCCAGCAGAGACCUAUGCACUGGUGGGGCAGCAGGUCACCCUGGAGUGCUUUGCCUUUGGGAACCCUGUACCCCGGAUCAAGUGGCGCAAAGUGGACGGCUCCUUGUCCCCACAGUGGACCACAGCUGAGCCCACCCUGCAGAUCCCCAGCGUCAGCUUUGAGGAUGAGGGCACCUACGAGUGUGAGGCGGAGAACUCCAAGGGCCGAGACACCGUGCAGGGCCGCAUCAUCGUGCAGGCUCAGCCUGAGUGGCUGAAAGUGAUCUCGGACACAGAGGCUGACAUUGGCUCCAACCUGCGUUGGGGCUGUGCAGCCGCCGGCAAGCCCCGGCCUACAGUGCGCUGGCUGCGGAACGGGGAGCCUCUGGCCUCCCAGAACCGGGUGGAGGUGUUGGCCGGGGACCUGCGGUUCUCCAAGCUGAGCCUGGAGGACUCGGGCAUGUACCAGUGUGUGGCAGAGAAUAAGCACGGUACCAUCUACGCCAGUGCCGAGCUAGCCGUGCAAGCCGACGUGGGGAGAGACGUUAAUCCCCGCCAGCCCCCGGCAGCUCCAAAGCCCGUGGAUGCUUUGAGCCAAAGGCACGGAGAUUUUGGUCAACAGCAGCAGGACAGAGCCUCUCAGCCUGCCCUGCGGACCCUGCCUGUGCCCAUUUCCUCCCCCAUCCACCCAGGGGCCUUGUUUUACUUGGCAGAUGCAACCAAGAUCACCCUAGCCCCCUCGAGUGCCGACAUCAACUUGGGUGACAACCUGACCCUACAGUGCCAUGCCUCCCACGACCCCACCAUGGACCUCACCUUCACCUGGACCCUGGACGACUUCCCCAUCGACUUCGAUAAGCCCGGAGGGCACUACCGGAGAACCAAUGUGAAGGAGACCAUUGGGGAUCUGACCAUCCUGAAUGCCCAGCUGCGCCAUGGGGGGAAGUACACGUGCAUGGCCCAGACGGUGGUGGACAGCGCAUCCAAGGAGGCCACAGUCUUGGUCCGAGGUCCGCCGGGUCCCCCAGGAGGCGUGGUGGUGAGGGAUAUUGGCGACACCACCAUCCAGCUCAGCUGGAGCCGUGGCUUCGACAACCACAGUCCCAUCGCUAAGUACACCCUGCAAGCUCGCACUCCACCUGCAGGGAAGUGGAAGCAGGUUCGGACCAAUCCUGCAAACAUCGAGGGCAAUGCCGAGACUGCACAGGUGCUGGGCCUCACCCCCUGGAUGGACUAUGAGUUCCGGGUCAUAGCCAGCAACAUUCUGGGCACUGGGGAGCCUAGUGGGCCCUCCAGCAAAAUCCGGACCAAGGAAGCAGCCCCCUCGGUGGCACCCUCAGGACUCAGCGGAGGAGGUGGAGCCCCCGGAGAGCUCAUCGUCAGCUGGACGCCCAUGUCACGGGAGUACCAGAACGGAGACGGCUUCGGCUACCUGCUGUCCUUCCGCAGGCAGGGCAGCACUCACUGGCAGACCGCCCGGGUGCCUGGCGCCGAUGCCCAGUACUUCGUCUACAGCAACGAGAGCGUCCGGCCCUACACACCCUUUGAGGUCAAGAUCCGCAGCUACAACCGCCGCGGGGAGGGGCCGGAGAGCCUCACUGCACUCGUGUACUCCGCCGAGGAAGAGCCCAGGGUGGCCCCUACCAAGGUCUGGGCCAAAGGGGUCUCAUCCUCAGAGAUGAACGUGACCUGGGAACCCGUGCAGCAGGACAUGAAUGGUAUCCUCCUGGGGUAUGAGAUCCGCUACUGGAAAGCUGGGGACAAAGAAGCAGCCGCGGACCGAGUGAGGACAGCAGGGCUGGACACCAGUGCCCGAGUCAGCGGCCUGCACCCCAACACCAAGUACCAUGUGACUGUGAGGGCCUACAACCGGGCUGGCACUGGGCCUGCCAGCCCUUCUGCCAAUGCCACAACCAUGAAACCCCCUCCGCGGCGACCUCCUGGCAACAUCUCCUGGACUUUCUCAAGCUCCAGUCUUAGCAUUAAGUGGGACCCUGUGGUUCCUUUCCGAAAUGAGUCUGCAGUCACCGGCUAUAAGAUGCUGUACCAGAAUGACUUACACCUGACUCCCACACUCCACCUCACCAGCAAGAACUGGAUAGAAAUCCCAGUGCCUGAAGACAUUGGCCAUGCCCUGGUACAAAUUCGGACCACAGGGCCUGGAGGGGAUGGGAUCCCUGCAGAAGUCCACAUCGUGAGGAAUGGAGGCACAAGCAUGAUGGUGGAGAACCUGGCAGUCCGCCCAGCACCACACCCUGGCGCCAUCGUUUCCCACUCCGUGGCGAUGCUCAUCCUCAUAGGCUCCCUGGAGCUCUGAUCCUGGCACCCCUCCCUCUGCACCGCAGCUGGACGCCACCUCUGAUGGACACAGCCAGCCGGCCCCUUCCUGCUGCCAAGGUGGCCUGACACUGUGCCAGAGAGUGGCUGGUUUUAAAUACCUACUUUAAAACAGUGCCCUUUUUGUAGGAGGUAGGAUAUUUUAUAUUCUGCCGCAGGACAGAGCCCACGCAAGGAUUUUCUUUAAAUCGAGAGGCACCAGGCAGUAACUUCCAUGAUGACACUGAUGCCUAUACCUGAGCUCUAGGCUGCCCGGAGGGAAGGAACAGGCCCAUGGGAAGAAGGGGGUUUAAAAACGUGUCUUCAACUCAGCAGAGAUGGCACUCUGGGACCCUAUAUGGACUCCGCCACUUGAGAGCAGUCCUAGGCCCAGCGGGAACACCAGACAUGAACAGGCUGAAGAACUGGGGCGAAGUGCACACCUCACCGUCCUUCAGUCUAAGGAGAAGGGCAAGCCCUGGGACCAAGAACUCUCCUACCUUCUCCCUUGAGCAGCAGCAAGGACCCUGACGCUGUCCCUGAUGAUUCCCUAGGGGCUCCCGCCUGCCCAAGCGGCUGAGAACCAGCGCCCCGAUGCCUGAGGCUGGGAGCCUGAGCCCCUUCAGCUUUGAGGGGGUGAUACUGCUUGGGGUGGGAGCUAAAAAGAGUUGAGAGGCCCUUGGUGGAAAGGGGCACCAGCCUUGGUCUGAGAUAGUCACAACCCAGGUGACAUUGCCUUCUCAGCCAACACUGCCAGCCUGACCCUGUCAUCCCCAGAUUGACAGCGCCACUUCAGGUGGCUGGGUGACUAAAGGGCUUGUCUUGGUGGGGUCUCCCACCCCUCCAAGACCCAUCCUGCACAGUCCCUCCAGGGUUGGGGCAGGAGAUGGCCAAUCAUGCGCCCACCUCUCCCUCCAGCGCUGCCUGCAGUCAGCUCGGCUUCCCGACCUGCAGCCCCAGACUCUGCUCUCCCAGAACUGACUCACUCCUGCCUGGGAGGGGAAUGCAGCAUUCAUGCUAUGUGUCCUGGAGGUUUCUGGGAAGGGCAGAGGAUAAAUGUGGCCCUGCCUGCUCCCAGGUAUACCUAGGACCACCUGGCCAGAUCCGCUCCCAGACGGCCUUGGACUGCUUGCAUUUCCCCAGAGGAAAAGGGGUUAAUAAAUGGGCCAUCCUUUCCUGAGCUCUGGGUAUACUACCAGUCAUGGAACAUCGGAGCUGGAAGAGGCCUUAGAGCUCAGCUUCUUCAAGUCCCUCACUUUACAGAUGAGGAAAUGGAGGUGGUUCAGAGAGGGUCUGGGAUUCCCAAGGUCACACAGCCCGGAAGAGAUGGGGCUGGGUUAAGAACUCAGAGUCUCCCACCUUUCUGUUCAAGACUGUUUGUCUACCCAGAGGAAGGAGGCACUGCUGAAUGGCUAUGGCCUGGCUAAGAAGGUGGUUGGAGUCAGUAGGGUAUGAAAAUUCUUCAAGGGGUUCGGAUUGGUGAUCAUGGGGACUGGCAUGGCUGGGUUCCAGUCCAAGGUGUGGGCAGAGCUUCUACUGAACAUGCAGUGCUGACUUGAAGCUCCCUGUCCACCUCGCUCUUGCCCCAAGAAAAGAGGCCAAAGCAAAAGCAGAUUCCCUAGGCAAGAGCAGCAGCACAACCAGGAAACCCCAAAGCCGGUUCUCCGACAGGUGGCCCUUCACAGGGGGCAGCAGGACAGGCAUCUUGAAGGGCAUAUGUUCUCGGAAGCUCCGAGCCUGUUUUCUGUAGUUUACAGUUAGAGCUCUAUUUUGUUAUGGUUUUUUAAACUUUUAAGUCCUGCUCUAUUUUCCUGGGCAGGUUUAUGUUGAUGUUUACCCACUACAAUUUUUUAAAAAUACAAGCUCACAUGCCUUUUCCCUGCCAGACCAAACCCCCACUGCACCCUACCCACCCACCCCCCGCCCAGGGCAGCUUUCCUGGAGCUGGCUAAUCAAAGCCUCCUCACCUCUUCUCAACCCUUACAAGCAAGGGUGCUAGGAGCUCAGCUGUAUGACCAUUCUCCCUGACAGGGAGUCCAAACUUGGCCUAGCAUCCCUCCUGGCCCCCCUCUGGCCAUGACUUGGCCUGUGCCUGGUUCUCUAUCAGAAAGGGGAUGCUGAACAAAACCUCCUUCUAAGUUUUAUCCAAUUCCUUCCUCAUUGCCUCGGGCUGCGUCAGAGGAAGCAGGGGAUAGGUGUCCAGUUGCUGGGCCGAGGGAGGAGCUGGUUUGGCACAGGACCUAACCAGUGACUGGAGGCUACAGCCCCUAAACUUGCUUGAGGCCAAUGAUACUUACUCACAACUAAGUACCUUAAUGCUAAUGAGGUCCACUAAAAAGGGGAGGAAGGCAGACCUCCUGGGAGACCCACGAAGGGUUUUUAACCAGGGAAAACUGAGCCCCAGGAAAACCUAACCACUGUGCAGGCAGAAUUUGUUUGGGGGAUAGAACCGACAAUAAAAUAGAUGUUCCUGCAGCCUGAGAUUUCAGGUAGAGGACUAAGGUUUAAUAAGACAAUAGAUGACCUGAGGACAUGCAAGCUUGUAAAAUGCAACAGCCUCCUGCUAGAGUGACUUGUACAUGAGCUUGCUUGCAGAAGACUAGAUUAGAUGCUUCUCAGAGUCCCCUCCUGCCCAGGGGUUCUCUGAUUUUCAUGUUCUCUGCCCAGAUGGGCUGGGGGAGUUGACAAUGUGCUUAUUUUCACUGUGAUCAUGAGACCACGGUUCUGGGUUAUCUCCUUUCACACAUCAAGCCCCAGAGGCGGCGGCAAGAGGAACAGCCACAAACAAGUACUUUACCCCACAGCUUAGUGGCCAGUAAACACCUUGGGGACGAGGGACAGGAACAACCUAUAGGCACCUCUUCAGGGCCCAGGGAGACAAGUGCCCUCUAUUCUGCAUACAUUUGGGCUCCCCUUACAGAGCCCUUUGCCCUGGCUCCGUGGUCCUUGUUGCUCUAACAGUCCAGAUGAACACCCAGCCUCAGGGGGAAGGCAGCUCUCUCCAGACGGUGUCUCAGGGGCCAGCAAAAUCAGGUUAUCUGCUUUCAUUCAGGGCAGCAAAUGAUACAGAUGGUGCCAGGGAGUGGCAAGGCCAUGGGGGUAGGUGGGGGGUGUCUUCUUCUUUUCAUAAAGUAACAACAGAUGAGACUGAGGUUAGACAUCAGGAAAAAAACCUCUGGAAUGACCUUCCUCAUUCCAGGAGGCCCUGCAAUAAGGAAGACGCUUUUUUUUGAGGGACCUUUGAGGAAUUCUGGCAGCUGUUGACAUGGGGUCUAGGAUAAGGUGAAACUGUGACUGGAGGGGUAGGAGAUGCUCCAAGUGUCCAUCCAGAGAUGAGACUCUUAGAAUCAAAGUGUUCGGCCCAGGAAGUCUUGGAGAUCCCACCUGCUGUGGCCCCGCACCUUAGGGGAAGCCAUUAAGGGGGCUCAUCCAGGAAUUCUGGUUAUAGCCCAGUGCUUACCCAGCCUCUUUAGGGCAGCCCCCAGGGCCAGCCAGCCUGUACUCUGGGCAAGAGCCCAAAAUGGCUAAGAAUGUUUGACUCCCUUAAUCUCUUCCCCAGCUACACAGGAAUCUUUUCUCUGCCCGGUCUCAGAAUGGGACUGCCAACCGGCUCGUCGGAGACGCAGUAUCCUCAAACCUGUGGCCACUGGCAGGACAGUGGUGCUCUAUCUCCCUGGGUGAGACCUACCCUAGGCUUCCUCCUGGAUGUGAUGGGGGCUGCCAGAGAGGCUCUUAGCAUAAAAGAGAUUAGAAGGGCAUUUUUCUAUGUGCCUCCAAAAAGCUCCAUGGAAACAGGCACUUGGUAGCUGUGGGACACCGUGGACUUGUGUAUAUGGUCAUAGGCUUUGGGAAGAUAGGACAUAAAGGAAAAUGAGAGAAACAAAAUGGGUCAGAUAGCUUUGGCCAGAGCCCCAGGCAGCCUUUGGGGCCUAUGACACUUAGUGCCCUUAGAUGGGAUACAUCUUGCCUCAGCCCCAAGAUUCCUCCAACUUACCCAUCCCAUCCAGGGCCUGCACAGCUUAGAGAGGCUCAGCUUGGCAAAUGCUAAGGCUUCAUCGGACCACUGACUUGACUCAGUGUUUGUUAAAAUUGAACCACUCCCACUGGCCUAUUUCUCUCUUGUAUUUCUUGUAAUAGUAGUUAUUUAUUGAUUCUGGUAGCAGGCAGUUCUUAAAUAAAGAUGGUUUCUCAACCUGUUGGGGCAGCUGGC
Molecule: messenger RNA, 7618 nt
Organism: Cercocebus atys (sooty mangabey)
Lineage: Eukaryota; Metazoa; Chordata; Mammalia; Primates; Cercopithecidae
Gene: CNTN2
Product: contactin 2 (axonal)
Exons: 22
Coding region: 380-3409 (1009 amino acids)
Molecular function (GO): protein binding
Source: RefSeq, a predicted model, not a curated record